Molecule: messenger RNA, 5061 nt
Organism: Neoarius graeffei (lesser salmon catfish)
Lineage: Eukaryota; Metazoa; Chordata; Actinopteri; Siluriformes; Ariidae
Biological process (GO): DNA integration
Molecular function (GO): zinc ion binding; nucleic acid binding
Source: RefSeq, a predicted model, not a curated record
UGGUAUCCUGAAUAAUUAUAGUGACAUGCAUUACCACCCCAUGCCACCAGAGGGUAUAAUACCUGUUGGACCAUUGAGUAAAUACACUUAGAGUCAGAUAAGAGAAUACCUAGACGAGACAGGGAACGUGUAUGUGAGUAGUUGUGUUCGUGUCCAAUGAAGAGACAAUCAACACGCCUUGGAUCUACCGAGUGUUUUAUAAUUUAGUACACGUUAUCACAUAUUGACGACGAGGAUACUGGACGUACAAAGACAAGUGCUUGGCUGAAGACGGACAGUGGAUUGAAACACGGGGCGAACGGUAAAAAAAAUUAAAAAAAAGGACAAAACUGGCUAAAGGGCGAACACGGGAUCAGGCGGUGAGCACGUGAAAAGCGAACAUGAAUGUGAUGGUAGGAAACCUGUCAGCAUUUGAUGCGAAAGAGCAGACUUGGGAAGAGUACUGCGAGAUUCUGGAUCAGUUUUUUGAGGCUAAUGGAAUUAAUGAUGGAGACAAGCAAAGAGCUAUCCUCAUUAGCGUUGUGGGACCAGCCACAUACAAGCUCAUAAGGAACCUGGUGAGUCCGGAUAAGCCCAGUUCAAAAACAUAUGACCAGAUAGUAACUAUGAUGAAAGCCCACUUCAAUCCUAAACCGAGCGAGAUUGUGCAGAGAUACAAAUUUGACUCUCGUUCCCGUCAGCCUGGUGAAACUGUGAGUGCAUACGUAGCAGAGCUGCGACGGCUAGCUCAGGAUUGUAACUUUGGCACUACUCUGGAGCAAAUGUUAAGGGAUCGCCUUGUAUGCGGUAUCCAUGAUGAUAGGAUUCAGAGACGUUUAUUGUCUGAAACCGACUUAACAUUUGAGAAGGCAUUUCAGAUUGCCGUAGCUGCCGAAGCUGCCAGUAAAAAUGUCCAAGACCUACAGACCAAAGCCCCAUUGGCAUGCAACAGCCUUAAAACGGAGGGAAAGGAGAGAAGGGGAGAUUGGAAAAAGAAACAAUGCUACAGAUGCAAUGGAAAACAACACAGUGCAGCUGAGUGCAGAUUUAAAGAAGUAAAGUGCCACUGCUGCGGAAAAGUAGGACACAUCGCCAAGGCGUGUAGAAAUAAAAGUAAAGGGAGCUCGCGACCAGAUGAAAGGAAUCCAAACAGAGAAGAGCGGCGCGUGCGUCCACAGAAAGCACACAAGGUAUGUGAGAGGCAAGAUGGUGGUAGUUCUUCAGAGCAAGAAGAAGCAUUCACAUUAGCUUGCAUUAAUGCAGAAACGUCAAUUAGGGGAAUUAAGCUGUUUGAAGUAAAUGUGGAAGUGAAUAGGAAGGAAGUAAGCUUUGAAAUUGACACUGGAUGUAGUGUAAGUGUGAUGAAUGAGACAAAAUUUAAUGAAAUGUGGAAAGGGAACAAGCGCCCACAUCUAAAACAAACCCAACUCACACUGAAAUCAGUAGCAGAUGUGGAAGUAACAUAUGCCCAGCAAGUGAAGACAUUGCCCCUAGUGGUGGUGAAGGGUACUGGACCUAGUUUGCUAGGAAGAGCAUGGCUGGAGACACUAAAGCUGAAAUGGGAUGAGAUAAAACAUGUCAGAACAGAGACACAAGGGCUACAGCAAGUGCUCUCAAAGCAUGAAGAUGUUUUUAAAGAAGAGCUAGGCAUGUUAAAAGGCAUGAAAGCAACAAUUCGAGUGUCAGCUGAAGCCUGUCCCAAGUUCUACAGACCCCGCUCAGUCCCGUAUGCCAUGAGAACAAAGGUAGAAGAGGAGCUAGAGAGACUACAGAGAGAAGGCAUCAUAGAACCAGUUAAGUAUGCUGAGUGGGCAGCACCCAUCAUACCUGUUCUGAAGCCAGAUGGUUCUGUCAGGAUCUGCGGCGAUUAUAAACUAACAGUUAACAGGGCCUCCUCACUAGAGCAGUACCCCAUUCCCCGCAUCGAAGAUUUGUUUAAUACACUGGCAGGAGGGAAACAGUUCUCCAAAUUAGAUCUAAGUCAUGCUUAUCAGCAGAUUGUGAUGGACGAGGGGUCCAAGAAAUACCUAACGGUCAACACACAUCGUGGCCUGUUUACUUACAAUUGGCUCGCCUUUGGAGUGUCAUCUGCUCCAGCAAUUUUCCAGCGAACCAUGGAAAGCUUGCUACAGGGCCUGCCUAGAGUAGCGGUGUAUCUAGAUGACAUAUUAUUAACAGGGAGAGAUGAAGCCGAGCAUCUACGCAAGUUGGACGAGGUACUGAGGAGACUGAAGGAAGCUGGCCUGCGGCUUCACAGAGGCAAGUGUGCGUUCUUAAGAAAUGAGGUGGAGUACUUAGGUCAUAUUAUCAAUGCAGAAGGCCUGCACCCAGUGCAAAGCAAAGUGACAGCCAUUGAAGAUGCUCCACAGCCAACCAAUGUGACCGAAUUGAAAGCUUACCUUGGUCUUCUGAAUUAUUAUAACAAGUUCCUCCCUAACCUAGCCACAUGCUUAGCUCCGCUCCAUCAAUUGUUGAGAAAAGAGACCCAGUGGAUGUGGAACAAAGAGCAGGAAAAUGCUUUUCGAGUGUCCAAGCAGAUGAUAAAAUCAGCCAAAGUUCUGAGUCAUUACUCAGCAGACAAAGAGUUGGUACUGGCAUGCGACGCCUCACCAUACGGAAUAGGUGCCGUAUUGUCUCAGGUCAUGGAAGAUGGCAGCGAGAAGCCAUUAGGCUUUAUGUCGCGCACGCUGACACCAGCCGAGAAGCGCUACUCGCAACUCGACAAAGAGGGUUUAGCCAUCAUGUUUGGAAUUAAGCGGUUCCAUAAGUACCUCUAUGGACGAAUGUUUACAAUCAGCACUGACCACAAACCACUGAUCUCGCUUUUCCAUGAGAAGAAGCCGGUGCCUCAGAUGGGGUCACGGAGAGUGCAGCGAUGGGCAACCUUGCUCCGAGCGUAUGAAUACAAAAUCGUAUACAACCCAGGAAAAGAACACGCAAAUGCGGACGCGCUGAGCCAGUUGCCUCUGCCACAUACAGAGAAAGAGGACGACACAGACCAAGUCCUAAUGCUAGACGUGAUGGAAGAUCCACCAAUCACCACAGCUCAGGUGAAGCAGUGGACAGCGAAGGAUGGCACACUUUCGCAAGUGUUACUCUGGUGUCUGAAAGGAUGGCCAAAGGAGGUGGAUACAGCGUUCAAACCAUACAGCCAGAGGAAGCUGGAACUUAGCGUGAAAGAUGGAUGUGUACUCUGGGGGUCAAGAGUGGUAGUCCCGACGAAAGGAAGGAGUGUCAUACUGAGACAGCUGCAUGCCACGCAUCCAGGCAUAUCCAGGAUGAAGGGUUUGGCACGCUUGUAUGUGUGGUGGCCAGGGAUGGACUCCGACAUCGAGAAGGAAGUUCAGUCUUGCCACACCUGCCAAGAAAACAGGAAGUGUCCUGCAGGGGCGCCGCUUCAUCCCUGGGAGUGGCCUGAAACACCCUGGAGCAGACUGCAUAUUGACUAUGCCGGUCCUUACCUAGGCAAGAUGUUCCUGAUCAUUGUCGAUGCACAUUCCAAAUGGAUUGAUGUAUACCCAACAAAUAGUGCAACAAGCCAGGUGACUAUUGAGAAGCUGAGACAGUGCUUUAGCACACAUGGUCUGCCCCAGACAAUAGUAUCUGACAAUGGAACAUGCUUUACAAGUCAAGAGUUUGAGACAUUCCUGAAGCAGAAUGGAAUACAGCACAAAACAUCCGCACCUUUCCACCCGGCAUCCAACGGCCUCUCGGAAAGAGCUGUUCAGACAUUCAAACAAGGAAUCAAGAAAACAAAAGGAGACACUGGAACAAAAAUAGCCAGAUUUCUGUUCAACUACAGAAUUACACCACAAAGUACUACUGGCUUAUCACCGGCUGAAAUGCUCAUGUCCAGAAGACUGCGCUCCACACUGGAUCUUUUACUGCCUGAUGUGAAAUCCAAGAUUCGUAAGAAACAACUCAAGCAAAAAGAACAUCACGACACACGCAGUAAGGGGAGGAGUUUUAAUUCUGGAGAUGUCGUUUACAUUCGUAACUACAGCCAUGGACCAAAGUGGAUACCAGCCGUGGUAGACGAGAACACCGGACCUGUAUCCUACACGGUACAGACAGGGGAUGGACGCGUGAUGAGACGUCAUGUCGACCAGAUUCGUAAGCGUCAUGCAUCAUCAUCAAGGCAAGGCAAGUUUAUUUAUAUAGCACAUUUCAUACACAAUGGCAGUUCAAUGUGCUUUACAGAAGUAAAGCACAUGUCCAAGUGACAUGUCUAGUCCUGAGGUGAGAGGGGAGCCUGACAGCCUUCAGUUGCCAGAGCGAGCACUGGAGUUCGUGCCUGCAGACCCGGUCAUUCCGACUUCAGUAGGAGAGGAAGUGGCUGAGCAGCCUGCUGAGCCAGCCCAGGUUAAUCCUCAAGCUGAAUUCAUGCCAGAGGCAGGAGCUGAACCAUCACCUGUACUGCGAAGAUCUGAGCAUACCAGACAGACUCCUGCUUAUCUGAGAGACUUUGUUAGAUAGUAAGUGACAUCCCUCAAGCAAGAGCAAGAAUGCACUCUGGGAUUCACUGGAAGGAUGGCAGUCUACCCACCUUCCUAGCUAGUUCUUUUGUUGUUUUAAAAGGUAAAAAAAAACUAUUUGUAAACCUAUAUUGCCAUAGAGAUUUUUGAGUUAGAUUUUGGCAUUUAGCCUUUUAUGAGAGAGUAGAGUAUAACAGUGUUUAAUUCUUUUAAGACAUUCUUAGUUCUUGAUAGUAUGGCAUAUUUACAACUUUGCUGUUAAAGGCAAAAGUAAGGUUAAUGUUAAGGUGGCAGUUAAUGGGUACUUUCACCUGAGCAGUUUAAACUUAAGAGGGGAGGGAUGUGGUAUCCUGAAUAAUUAUUGUGACAUGCAUUACCACCCCAUGCCACCAGAGGGUAUAAUACCUGUUGGACCAUUGAGUAAAUACACUUAGAGUUAGAUAAGAGAAUACCUAGACGAGACAGGGAACGUGUAUGUGAGUAGUUGUGUUCGUGUGCAAUAAAGAGACAAACAACAGGCCUUGGAUCCACCGAGUGACUUGUCCAGGGUGUACCCUGCCUUUCGCCCGUAGUCAGCUGGGAUAGGCUCCAGCUUGCCUGCGACCCU